AUGUCCCCCAAGCAGUCAUCAUCAUCAACAGACGCCUACUACCUGCUCCCCAACCUGCAGGCCAUGGACCCGACAGCGCGCGAGCUUGACCUCGAGGCCGAGGCGUGGAUCCAGCCCAUCAUCAUCGAGGAUGAGGACCUCAUGUUCGGCGGCAAGCCCCUGAGCGCGUGGUACGAGGAGGAUCGGUCGCGGCUGAGCAGCACCAGCAGCAACAGCAGCGACGACGGCAACCAGAGCUUCGAGGAGGAGGAGCGCCGCGGGCGCGAGCGCACGAGGAGGCAUUACGACGGCAAGGCGCUGAAGAAGUCGCACCGGAAGUGA
Messenger RNA from Trichoderma reesei QM6a, 321 nucleotides. RefSeq lists its product as uncharacterized. The coding region runs from base 1 to 321 and encodes 106 amino acids. Lineage: Eukaryota; Fungi; Ascomycota; Sordariomycetes; Hypocreales; Hypocreaceae. The record is from RefSeq and is a predicted model, not a curated record. The transcript has a single exon.